Molecule: messenger RNA, 1550 nt
Organism: Cladocopium goreaui
Lineage: Eukaryota; Dinophyceae; Suessiales; Symbiodiniaceae
Source: the annotation of a GenBank genome assembly
AUGGGCCGUUACCGGCGGCUGCCCACCAUGCCGACUCGCCACACGGAUCUGGGCCCAUUGGGGGCUGCAGUGCUCAUCGCCAAGGUGAACUGGGGAAUUGGAAUGAUUGCCAUGCCAUUCUACCUGCACGCCGCGGGGCUAGAAGCUGGGCUGCUGUUCUUCGUGUUGAGUAUGUUACUGGCCUGGGAUGCGGCCAAUGUCAUGCAUCACUUGGCUCAGCGGCUGCAGGAGACCUCCUACGUGGCGCUGAUUUUCAAGGGCCUGGGCCCUCGCGGCUCCGUCCUGGCUGUCCUGGCUGUGCUGCUCGCGGGCUGGGGCUCUGCUGUGGCCUGGCUGAAGUUCAUCGGCGAUAAUGUGGCGCGCUUCGGGGGCCUGCGUGGCGCCCUGGGGGAUGGGAGGCUGGACGUGGCGCUGCUGGCGCUGCCGUUGAUGGCCUGCGCCUGGGUGGAGGACAUCACCCUCCUUGAGAGAUUCAGCUUUUUGGGCCUGGUUUCUGGGCAGUGCUUCGUGCUGCUGAUCUUCAUUCUGGCGGCGAAGCACUGGGUCGAGUUACCCAGCUAUCUGCAGAGUCAGCCCUUUCUGCGGCUGGAGUCCUUUCCGGUGGCCAUGGGCAUUGCGGUGUUCUGCAACGAAGGGAUGGUUGUGAUGUCUUCUGAGGUGAGUUCAGCCAUGCUGCGGCCGAAACAGUUUAGUUGGGCCGCCAUGCUGGCCGUGACUUACUUCACAGUGAACUAUCUGCUCUUGGCCCUCUGCGGGGAUUUCUUGUAUUCCUAUCUGCCAGGAGGCACAGUGGCUCAGGAAGUAACCCUCUCCCCUGCCUUCAGUGUGACACCGAUGCAUCGGGUGGCGGUCUUGUGCUACGUGUUGCAGUUAUUGCUCACCUUCCCUAGCUCUUUGUUUCUCAUCUUCCGCAACACCGAGCAGUUCUUCCCUUCCCUCCGCACUGCUUCGCUUCGCCGCACCUGGCGUGUAGCGCUGGUGCUGUCCUGCUGCGGCUGCGCAGCGGUGCUGCCACACUUCGGGGAUUUCCUGGCGGUCUUCGGGGCGGUGGCCAACUCCGUCUGUAUCUACAUCUUGCCGCACCUUACCCUGCUCUCACAGGGUAAAAUGACAGAUCACCAGGGACCUUUGGUGGAUGACCUAGGGGCAUCCCCUCCGGACAUCUCUCGAACGCGACGGCUUUGGUCCUGGUUUGUGCUGACCUUCUUCGGGGGCUGUUGCGGCCUGCUUGCCGCCGCCGUGUCGUUUUGCUACUUGGUGGACCACAUCCAGGGUAGCAGAGCCAAGGUCACAGAGAUGUUGGACCGCACGGGGCAGUUCCCCAGUGCCGUGUCGCAGACCUUGACGGACCUGGCCUUUCGCUGCAUUCGUUCGAAUCCUGCAGAGAGACCUCUGUUCAAGACUUUGGUGGAGGAACUGAGGGACCUUUUCUUGGUACUUCUGACCUGUUUGGGACGACCAACUAUGGAUAAAGACAACGAACUGAUCUGGGUAAGACAUGAUAAGACCCUGGGGUUUGUGGGUUACAACAACACCAGGGAGGUGCACAG